Molecule: messenger RNA, 2206 nt
Organism: Gavialis gangeticus (Gharial)
Lineage: Eukaryota; Metazoa; Chordata; Crocodylia; Gavialidae
Gene: SFXN3
Product: sideroflexin 3
Exons: 10
Coding region: 44-1012 (322 amino acids)
Biological process (GO): monoatomic ion transport; serine import into mitochondrion
Cellular component (GO): mitochondrial inner membrane
Molecular function (GO): monoatomic ion transmembrane transporter activity
Source: RefSeq, a predicted model, not a curated record
GAGCCCUGCUCCCGGCACUGACGGUGCUUGUGCCCCCCAGAGCAUGGCGGGCACGCUGCCCCCCCACAUCGACCUCCGGGAGCCGCGAUGGGACCAGAGCACCUUCGCCGGGCGCGCCCGCCACUUCUUCAUGGUCACCGACCCCCGCAACCUGCUGCUGUCGGGCGCCGCGCUGGAGCAAGCCCGCCGGCUGGUCCAGGAUUACAGGGCUGGGAAGGUGCCCGCGGGCGUGACUGAGGACCAGCUGUGGCGGGCGAAGUACAUCUACGACUCGGCUUUCCACCCCGACACGGGCGAGAAGAUGGUGCUGGUCGGGCGCAUGUCGGCGCAGGUGCCCAUGAACAUGACCAUCACGGGCUGCAUGCUCACCUUCUACAGGACCACGCCGGCGGUGCUCUUCUGGCAGUGGGUGAACCAGUCGUUCAAUGCCGUCGUGAACUACACCAACCGCAGUGGCGAUGCCCCCAUCACCACCGGGCAGCUGGGCACGGCCUACGUGAGUGCCACCACGGGCGCGGUGGUGACAGCGCUGGGACUCAAGUCUCUCACCAAGCACUUGCCAUCCAUCAUAGGCCGCUUUGUGCCCUUUGCAGCCGUGGCUGCCGCGAACUGCAUCAACAUCCCCUUGAUGAGGCAGAGGGAGCUCAAGCUGGGGAUCCCCAUCCUAGAUAAAGACGGGAACCGGCUGGGGGAGUCGCGGGCAGCUGCCCGCCAGGCAAUCGCCCAGGUGGUUGUGUCCCGAAUUGGCAUGGCUGCCCCUGCCAUGGCCAUCCCCCCGGUGAUCAUGAAUGCGCUGGAGAAGAGAGCCUUCCUCAAGCGUUACCCCUGGAUGAACGCGCCCCUGCAAGUGGGGCUGGUGGGGCUCUGCUUGGUCUUCGCAACGCCGCUGUGCUGCGCCCUCUUCCCACAGAAAAGCUCGAUGCGCGUGAGCCGCUUGGAGCCCGAGGUGCAGGCGCGGGUGCGGGAGAAGAGCCCCCGCACGGAGAUCGUGUACUUCAACAAGGGCCUGUGACCCUGUGCCCGGCUUGAGAGGACCCAGGCAUCCGGGGCCCGGUGUGCCAGACCCCUCCCGCCAUCACCCUGCUUCCUCCUUGGCUCUUCUGUGCUGGUUGCUCCCGUGUGUGCAGCGGCGGGGUGGGUGGGCUGGGGGCUCUCGGGGUCAGGGGGCUGUAGCUGGCCUGGCUGGACCACAUCUAGGGGUGCCCCCCUUGCCCCACUCGGGCCAGGGCAUCCUCCCAAACCUGGAUCCUGGCUGGGCCCUGUCCCCGCAGCCCUGGGGGCUUCUGGCUCAGACCCCCUGGGCCAUAACAUCCACUCAGCUCUGCAGGGUGAGAGGUUGCAGGAGCUGGCCCAUGCCACCCUGAGCCCCUCCUGGCCCGCUAAGCCAGUGCCAGCUGCUGCGGGUUUUUCCAGGUCAGCAACUAAUCCCCGGCUCCACCCCAGAGCAAGUCGCAUCCUUUAAUCUCAGGACGGCGGCCUGGGAUCUCGGGGGCUUUUCAGGUUGCCCGUGCUCAGAUAAACCGGAUGCUGGGGUCCCCGUGCAUCUGGAUCUCAGUGCAGUGGCGGGGGUGGUUACACAAUUUCAGCCAGAAACGGGUCAUUUCAAACCCCCCACCCCUGACCGCAGGGAGCGUUCCCCGCUUGGGGGCCGAGCGCAACACCGUGCCUCGGUUUCCCCUCUGCGGGAAGGACGGGGUGCCCCUCCCUGCCUUGCUCAUGUGCUUGGGAUCUCGACAUGCCAAAGCCUCUUUCCCGGCCAGGCCCUGGCUCAGCCGGAGCGGAAACUCGCACCGAACCAGGGGAAAUACCAGGUUAUUAUGGGGUGGCUACCAAGGCGAUGAGACAUUCAUUUCCCCUUUGUCAGAGGUUUGCAGGGAUUUUACUCCCCCCAGCUGGAGCCCAGCGCCUUGUUUAUCGUCGGCCCUACAGGAAUGGGGCGGGCACGGUCUGCUCACACGUGUGCGCCUGGCGUGGCGACCCGCCCCCCCGUCCGCCCCCUCCACUGCCAGAUCUCCGCUCCCUGUCACUCCAAGACUGCAAAGCUUUAAUACUCCUUGUGCAACGAGGCAUCUGCCCACUGCCCGGGGCCGCUGUGACUGCCGGGCCUGGCCCCGGCUCGUCAGAGGCUGGCGCCGGGAGCCCAUGCCGGCUCCCACGUAGCUUUAACCGGGGCAGUCCUGACCCAAUAAAGAGUCUAUUUUGCAUC